Alternaria rosae is the source of this 595-nucleotide messenger RNA. RefSeq lists its product as uncharacterized. The coding region runs from base 176 to 496 and encodes 106 amino acids. The transcript is spliced from 2 exons. NCBI's taxonomy places the organism in Eukaryota, Fungi, Ascomycota, Dothideomycetes, Pleosporales, Pleosporaceae. The record is from RefSeq and is a predicted model, not a curated record.
GAAGAAGCCUCGUCGCACUUAUCCGCGCACGUCUUAGUUUCAUAGCGCAUCAUUGGUUGAGCCUCUCACAUCCCCGCGUGGCGCCCUAAGCGAGGCGUUCAGGCGACCCUUUGGAUACGGAUCUAGAUCGUGAGAGAUAGAGGAGUGUUGAAAGCGGAGUCUGUAUGGCAAGGCUAUGGCCGAAUCGGUGGUCCUCCGGCGUAGCUGGAUCAGCUUUCAGCACCUGAAUCUCCGCCACGGCGAUCAUGUCUACUAUUCCAUGGUCAUCACCGGGACUACGCCUAUUAUCAGCAGAAUAGGGCACACCACAGCGAAGAACACCCAGAGCUUGCUCUCUCCUGGCAAGAAAUCACCUCCCAUGGACAUGAUACCCGCGACCACGGACAAAGGCACAAAAAGCGUACCCAAUACUGUGAGCCAACGCACAGAGUUGGCUUGCGCAUUACUCGCCUGUGCCUCUCUUAGCGCGAUAACCUGGGUGUAUGAAUCGGUCUAAUACUGGAACAUCUCCUGUAAAUCGAUACAACUGAUACGCAAGAGUCGCCAUAUCUGCGCCUCUCGUUUGCCAACAAAGCCAUAACUUUGCGCAUCUUCA